This is a messenger RNA of Macadamia integrifolia, 1315 nucleotides long. Its product is annotated as two-component response regulator ORR3-like. Bases 386 to 823 code for a protein of 145 amino acids. Gene Ontology annotation, biological process: cytokinin-activated signaling pathway; phosphorelay signal transduction system. Lineage: Eukaryota; Viridiplantae; Streptophyta; Magnoliopsida; Proteales; Proteaceae. The transcript has 5 exons. The record is from RefSeq and is a predicted model, not a curated record.
CUCUCUCAAAUCUGAAAUCAAACCACCAAGUCUCUCUCUUUCUCUCUUUCUGUAUUCCUCUGCUGGCCGGAGAGAUUUGUCACAGCCCGAAAUAUCUGUGGGUCGAAUCAGAUCAAAAAAAAUUUGUUCAUCGGUUCUUGAGCUUUGCUACUGUUGGAGAUUCGAUUCUAAGGUUUUUCCAAAAACAGUAUAGAUUGUACAGAGAGGUACAAUAAGUCAAAGCAUUUCAAGCUGGUCUUUUUAAAUAAGAGCCCUGUAUGUGAUUGAGGGCAACAAGUGUUUUUCCUCUUCUACUCUGAAGAUCUGAAGGAUUCAAAGUGGAAGUCUUGUGGGUUUUUUAUCUUUCUGGGUAUUCUUCAGUUUCGCCUGGAAAUUAAGAAGAAAAAUGUCUGCUUCAACGUCUGGAGAGAAACUACAUGUACUUGCUGUGGAUGAUAGUGUUGUUGAUAGGAAGUUGGUUGAAAGGUUGCUUAGAAGCUCUUCCUUCAGAGUAACGACUGCAGAUAGUGCAAAAAGAGCAUUGGAGUUACUGGGUUUGGGAAAAAACAGUUCACAUUGUCAGGAGUUGCAGGAGCCAAAGGUGAACAUGAUAAUCACUGAUUACUGCAUGCCAGAGAUGACAGGAUUUGAUCUUCUCAAGAUAGUAAAGGAAUCAUCAACUCUGAGGGAAAUCCCAGUAGUUAUUAUGUCUUCUGAGAACGUUCCAACCAGAAUCAAUAGAUGCUUGGAAGAAGGAGCAGAGGAGUUCUUGCUGAAACCUCUUAGGCAAUCCGAUGUGUCGCGGUUGCAUAACAAUAUGGUGCGUAUGAAUAGGGUUAGCUGACAUUGGACACAGAUUUGAAGCUGAAGCAACAGAAGGGCCCCCCCUUUUUUUUGUUGGGUAUUUUGUAGAUGGAGCUCUGUUAUACAAGAAGGAAAACAGGUUUUUUCUUUUGGGUUUUUGGGAAGGGAGUUGAGGGGGUUAAAAACCUUAAAAAUGGGUAACAGGGUAAUUUCAUAUGAAAAAAAGGAGUAAUAUGAGGAUGCUUUUAGUUAUGUACGGUUUGUUCUUGAGAUCUUGUUGAUCUGAUUUUACAUUUUCCUGCCAUAUUUCUCCCUUUCAAUCUUUCAAUGGACCAAGCUAGCUUACCCAAGAAAAGAAAGGUAAAAAUUUUCCUUUUACAUAUCCAUGGCUACCCUUCACCUGCAAAUCCUUGGUAAUGAUGGGACUCCGGGUGUGGAGAUUCCUCUUCACCAAAAACUUAGUCCAAAAAGAAAUAUCAUCUGUAUUUGUAAGCCAUUGGGUCUCCUAGAUCAAGGAUUUAGAUUCCUGAAA